AUUAAGCUGAGUGAAGUUGUUGGCUCAGGAAAAGAUGGCAGAAUACUUAAAGAAGAUAUUCUCAACUUUUUGGAAAAGCAGACAGGAGCCAUAUUGCCUCCUUCGCCAAAAGCCGAAAUCGUAUCACCUCCACCAAAGCCAGCAGACAGGACUGUCCCCAUACCAAUAUCAAAGCCUCCAGUAUUCACAGGCAAAGACAAAACAGAGCCUGUAACAGGCUUUCAAAAAGCAAUGGUCAAGACGAUGUCUGCAGCCCUGAAGAUCCCUCACUUUGGCUAUUGCGAUGAGGUUGACCUUAGUGAACUGGUUAAGCUGCGAGAAGAAUUGAAACCUGUUGCUUUGGCUCGUGGAAUCAAGCUCUCCUUUAUGCCCUUCUUCUUAAAG
Nannospalax galili (Upper Galilee mountains blind mole rat) is the source of this 384-nucleotide messenger RNA. Its product is annotated as lipoamide acyltransferase component of branched-chain alpha-keto acid dehydrogenase complex, mitochondrial. The annotation marks the transcript as partial. The record is from RefSeq and is a predicted model, not a curated record. Lineage: Eukaryota; Metazoa; Chordata; Mammalia; Rodentia; Spalacidae. Gene Ontology annotation, cellular component: mitochondrion; cytoplasm. Gene Ontology annotation, molecular function: acetyltransferase activity; lipoic acid binding. The transcript is spliced from 2 exons.